CCAAGGUGAUUUUUCUGAAAGGGUGGGUUCCUUAUUUCCUUCGCUUGAGAAUUGGAUGCACAAAUACACCGAUCAUAAGUACUUUGAGCAAGGGUCCAAAUGGAAUAUUUUAGGAUUCUUAGAUGAGUGUGUUCUAGAACCUCUUGAACGGAAAGUAGAGUGUUAUAUUAAGUGUCUCGAAGCAAUUGCUGAUAAUGAAGAAGGACGAGACUGUGAACAAGCAAAACAACUACUGUAUAGAUAUAGAUCGCCAAAAAUUGGGACAAUGAUCGUAAAUCCUCGAUUAACAGUAUUCAAUAAUUCUCUGGGUGUUGCAAGUAUCAAUGGUGGAGCUGUUAUUAUUGGAUCAAUUGGAACAAAGGAAAAGGUGCCGGUAGAGGCAACAUCCUCGGAUGGUAAGCGUGAUUUUGAUAGCACUUUAGAUUCGGAUUUAAUUCCUCCUGUGGAGGUCAAGAAGAUAAAAUCAACCCAAGACCCAUCAUUUAAUUUGAAAGAAAGUGACGAACAAAAUAAUGGGAUUAUGAAGGAAGAAAGUCAGAAAAACAAAUUAAAUUCUGGAAUAUCAUCUGCCUAUGAGGAUAAAGAUGAAGAAAAUUCUUUAGAUGACAAUUCUGAUGAAGAAGAUACAAUUGAACAUGCAGAUAUAUUAUUUAAUUCAUUUAUUGGAUCAAAAACUGAUAACAAAAAUUAUAAAUGGAAAUUUGAAAAUGAUGAAAGUGUAAGAAAUCAGCUUAUAGUUAUGACAAAAAAAGCUAUCGAAGAAGCAAAACAAGCUAAAAAAGUUGACUCAAAAAUAUUGAGUAUUAUAAGGCUGGGACUAUCUUCUAUAAUAGAUCUUUCGUCUGAGUUCAAAGGAGGCAUGCAGACCUGGUUCGGGGAUAAUUGGAUACCAUUAAAGAAAGAAGUAUUAUCAAAAAUUGAUUUGAAAGUUGAAAAGUUUACAGGAGAAGUGUCAGAAUUAAUUACGAAAAUAGAAAAUCUUUGUAGUUCAUACGAUUAUUUGGGGGCACAAAGAAUUGCAUUAGAAAAAAUAAUGGAACGACCCAUUGAUAGUCAAAUGAGACAAAUUGCCAAAAUAUAUUUCAAUAUUAUUGAUUUAUUUCUAGAAAAUCCCUAUAUUUUUAUCAAAAAAGAUGGCCGACCACAAAACCAUACUGAAAUUCAGAGAGAAACAGUUUCACAAGUCACAAAUGAAUCAAAAAGAAAGAUUGAUCUUUGUAUAAGAACCGAAGAUGGUUCGAAAGAGCUAAGCCACUCUGAAUAUGCUCGGGAAGCCACUCUUGCAAAAAUUAUAAAAGAUCAAAGUAAAUUUCUAAGAACAAAUAAAUGCAUACUUGACAAAUAUCUCGAGAGCAAUAUUUCUAAUGAAGCUUUAAAUGAUAUGACAAUUUUUGGAUUACAGCUGGCAG
Messenger RNA from Dentiscutata erythropus, 1409 nucleotides. NCBI's taxonomy places the organism in Eukaryota, Fungi, Glomeromycota, Glomeromycetes, Diversisporales, Gigasporaceae. The record is from the annotation of a GenBank genome assembly.